GGUUGAUCAACAUUGUUACCAUUUUCAGACAUAUGAACCCCGGCUCCUCAGUGCUGCUUUGGCGCUGCUCCUCCUCUCCACCAACCAGGCGCCGACACAAACACCCACUGCAGUCAUCAUCCACAUUUGUCCAUAGCAGCUUGGAGUCCUGGAUACUUGCUACCCGCUUCCCACUCCUUGGCUCAGUGGGAGAAUGAUCGCACACCUGCUCUUUCCAGAACGGUGCGGUCAGGCGCUAUACGAGGACAGUGAUCGGAGGCACGUCCGCCCACAGGCAAAAGUUUACUCUCUUUUCCUCAUCACCAGGAACAGACGGAACGGAGCGCGUCACUAACCCCUGUUGUCGCUGACAUGGUACACACCACAACAGGUCAGCCGCCGGCGGUUCCAUAUCAGUGGGCCAAACGCAGUCGUCGGGAACCCUAUCCAUUCCAAAUGACAGCAGAAUAUUCAAAUAAUCCUCAGAGUGUUUACAGUACGCGCAGUGUGGGGGGAGACCACUUCGUUAGCAAAACUUGGCUACAAGAACUGGUUCGCUAUGUCGCAGAACAUCCAAAGGAGCUGCAUUCAGCCUUGAAGGGAUUCCGAAAUCUCAUCGAGAGUGAAACUCGGCUUUGUUUUCUCGCUCAGUCGAUGUUCGAACAGAUACCGGCAAAGGCGCCAUACGCUGACGAUCCCGCUGGCUACAAGCAAAUCGCAACUACGAACAUAUGCUGCAGUGGAUUCGCCUUCUUCCUCGACCCUGCUGUUAACGAACAACUGAAGAAAGUUCUCGACGCCUGGGGAGACUUUCUGCGCUCAGAGGAAUCGGCACGUCAAGCGCUCGGGGACGACGCCAAAGGCUGGUUCAACGCGAAGGCCAAGGCCGACCUGACCGCUGCAGCAAAUGGGGCGGCCGGGACCACAUACGACUUCGCUGAGAUAUUCGGUGAAGGGAUCCGCCCCGUGGCCUCGCCCGAAGACGACGACGUCAUUGCGAACGCAUGUGAGUCGGAGCCGUACAAGUUCGCCGGCGGCACCGUCUACCAGGCCUUCCUCUCCGCACUCUCCUACCACCGCUGGCACGCGCCCGUCAGCGGGAGAUGCGUCAAGGCGUACGUCCAGCCCGGAGCGUACUAUCCGAGCCGCUCGUCGACGCGGCGGGACGGACGGCGGCAAGAGCACCUCGCAGGCUACGUCACCGCCGUCGCGACGCGUGCGAUCGUCUUCAUCGAGGCGGACAACCCCGCAAUUGGCCUGGUGGCGUUCUUGGGCGUCGGCCUCGCGGAGGAGGGGCAGUGGGUCAGGAAGGGCGACCAGCUUGGGAUGUUCCAUUUCGGCGGCUCGACGCAUUGUGUCAUUUUCAGGAGGGAGACGGACGUGCACGGGUUCCCGGAACCUGGCCGCGAGACGAAUGUGCCUGUCAGAGGUCAGCUCGCUGUCGUGAGGAGCCGAUGUGCAUGAAAUCGAGGGAAAUAUCGGACUUGUACGUGGUAGUGUCUUUGCUGGCGGGGUCGCGUCAAGUAUCCUUAGACCCUGUGACUGGAACGCACGUAUGU
Fomitopsis serialis is the source of this 1538-nucleotide messenger RNA. RefSeq names its product Phophatidylserine decarboxylase-domain-containing protein. The record is from RefSeq and is a predicted model, not a curated record. Gene Ontology annotation, cellular component: mitochondrion. The transcript is spliced from 6 exons. NCBI's taxonomy places the organism in Eukaryota, Fungi, Basidiomycota, Agaricomycetes, Polyporales, Fomitopsidaceae. The coding region runs from base 436 to 1443 and encodes 335 amino acids. Gene Ontology annotation, molecular function: phosphatidylserine decarboxylase activity. Gene Ontology annotation, biological process: phosphatidylethanolamine biosynthetic process.